Messenger RNA from Meloidogyne enterolobii, 343 nucleotides. The record is from the annotation of a GenBank genome assembly. Lineage: Eukaryota; Metazoa; Nematoda; Chromadorea; Rhabditida; Meloidogynidae.
UUCAAAAAUGAUGUUUAAAUUAAAUUUUAUUUUAUUUUUAUUUUCUAUUUUAUUAUUUAAUUUGAUAUUUGUGAAUGUAAACUCGCUAGAAAAUUCUGAAAAUUCUGAAAAUGAGAGAGGCAUAUACGCCGACAUCACCACCAUCAUGGAUAUGGUGGUUAUGGCUGGGGAGGCUAUGGUGGAGGAGGAGGCUGGUGGUGGCCUUGGAAUGGUUGGGGAUGGGGAAAUAAUUAUGGAUAUGGAUAUUACGGGCGCCGUUAAAAAUAAUUUUUUUAUGAAAAAUAUUUCAAGGAAAAAGAAACGUGAAAAAGAUUUUCAAAAAUUUAUUAUAUUUAAUUUUUAA